CUUGCCGUAGUUUGGUCUGGCUUUGAGAGACUGCCCCCUGCAUAACACUACUCUACUUCCUGGGCAGUCGAAAGUAAGCUCUUUCAGGUUUUCAGGUUUUCUCGCCACCAAGAGAAGAAAACGAUAGUAUUUCCAGGGAAGACGUCCUACCAACAAGACUUGCGGCACUACGGAUCUCGCUCGCCUACUCCUGAAUCCUCCUCCGUGGAUCCAAGACGCAAUGGUCAGUAAGGACAAGAUGAAUUUGGAUGAGUUCUUUAAAAGGAUUGGAUUCAGCGGCCCAUUCGAGAAGCCAGACCAGGUGACCCUCAACGCUAUCCACAAACGCAUUGUGAUGACGGUCCCUUUUGAAAACCUGAGCAUCCACUGUGGCGAGAAGAUCGACAUGGACCACGAAGCCAUCUUUAAUAAGAUUGUGAGAGAUCAGCGUGGAGGCUGGUGCAUGGAGGGCAACUACCUCCUGGCAUGGGUGCUGAGAGAGCUGGGCUAUGACUCGGUCAUGCUGGGGGCCCGAGUUAUCUUCGGCCAUGCCAAUGAUCCCUCCGCCCCAGAGAGCCAUCUCAUCAACAUGGUGACCAUCGACGGCAGGAGGUACAUCGCAGAUGUGAGCUUUGGACUGUCCUUUCAAAUCUGGGAGCCCAUAGAGCUUGUGCCUGGAAAGGAUCACACCGAAGCCGCCGGGGUCUUCCGUCUUAUAGACCAGGAUGGGCUCUGGUUCUUCGAGAAGACCAGCCGGAAGCAGAAGAUCCUGAAUCCAGACUUGGCUAAAUCAGGUGAGAAGGAGAAAAAACCAACGGAGCAGAUAUAUUGCUUCACUCUGGUCCCCCGUGAAAAGGACCACUUCACCGAUAUUAACCACAAACUACAGACCGAUCCUAACCAACUUUUCACCACAAAGUCGAUCACCUCUCUGCAAACCCCAACAGGGUUUCGAAUCCUGCUCGGCUGGACCUACACAGAGGUCACCUUUAGGCCGGACGAAGGUGUAGAUCUCGUACACACAAGAGACCUAUCAGAUGAGGAGGUGGAGACCAUUCUCAGGGAGAAGUUCAAUAUAAAAUUGAAGAACAAGUUGUCACCCAAAAACAACAAAAUAGGCCACGGCCUGUAAAUUUUGGUUAGCUUAUUAGAUCAAUUUUUUUUAUAUAUGAUGAAAUAUAUAUAUAUGAUUGGAUUUAUUUGUCCAAUUUGUGCUUUUAGUUGUGUGCAUCUCCAAAAAUACUGAUUUGUGUGAAUAAAAUCCAAUAUUAAAAAAGUGUAAAUGUGGUUCUUUCAAUGGAUCCUUAAAGGCCUACGUGCGGGUUAACCGGAAGUUUUGAUUAAUGGUUACAUACAGCACUCAAAAUUUAUAAAAUGUCUCCAAAAUAGUGUUAUAGUCCAGUAUUUGUCGUUUUUGGCAGUAACGGGAGUUUUCUAACGCCAUUCGGCGAUGACGUCACGUUGGGGAGACGUGGUGGAAGGUAGCCUCAGCCUAGUACUAGAACUAUGGCGUCUAAGAGGUGACAAGAACCACAAAUAACAUGUAUGAUGGCCCACAGCAGUAUCAUUUCGAACCUGUCAGACGUGAGAGGGCGAAUGAGGAAUUGCCGAGAACUGAUCAAAGUCAAUUAAAUGCAUGGUCAGAGGAGAAUGAGUGGAGAGUUGCUCAUUAGCAACGC
Molecule: messenger RNA, 1658 nt
Organism: Gadus chalcogrammus (walleye pollock)
Lineage: Eukaryota; Metazoa; Chordata; Actinopteri; Gadiformes; Gadidae
Product: arylamine N-acetyltransferase, pineal gland isozyme NAT-10-like
Exons: 3
Coding region: 221-1111 (296 amino acids)
Molecular function (GO): acetyltransferase activity
Source: RefSeq, a predicted model, not a curated record